Messenger RNA from Cutaneotrichosporon cavernicola, 1320 nucleotides. RefSeq lists its product as uncharacterized. The transcript is spliced from 4 exons. Lineage: Eukaryota; Fungi; Basidiomycota; Tremellomycetes; Trichosporonales; Trichosporonaceae. Bases 1 to 1320 code for a protein of 439 amino acids. The record is from RefSeq and is a predicted model, not a curated record.
AUGCUGCUGCCACAGCUACAGCGCAGACAAAUCAUUGUCCUCUUGAUCGCAGCAAUCUCCCUCAUCCUCAUCACCUUCUCCCAUAUCAAUCAAACCUUGCCAGACGUCCCCUUCCUUCCAAAAUGGGAUCAAUCAUUGCCCACCGUUCGCGCAGGUCGCACAGUCCUCUACGAGAGCGCAGUUCAUGACGAGGUCACCGGCGCCCUCGCUCACUCGCUCAGCCAGCUCAACGUAACCAUGACAUUUGCUACCCGCUUUCGCUUCAAGUUUGACCAAGUCCUCCGUGACAUCAUCCCAUACGAGCCUGAGAUUGUCUAUCAGAAGCAUCCAGAGCAAGUGCGCGAGUGGCUCCAGAAAGACGAAAUCGAUCACCUGGUGCUCACCACUUGCACCGAUGGCCUGAAUCACUUUCACGACGACAUUCUCAAGUCGACAGCCACCGUUGUAUGCGUCGUGCACCAUGGCGGCGCGUCAUUUGCCCGCAAUCUCAAGGACAAGCUCCAAGCCCUCGUGGAACGCGACCAAAUCCGGCUGGUGGUGUUAGGUCACCACGUCCACCAGACAAUCAAGGACGAGCUGCAAUACUGGGCAGACACUGAAGAUAACGAGUUUUGGGAACGCGUCAAGCUCGAGACGUUUAUUCCUGGCUUUGUCUAUCCGCCAGAUAAAGAGUUCAAGCACGUUGCUCCGUUCCCUCACAAGGCGGUCAUCCAGGGUAACAUUGAGCAAGGACGACGCGACUACAAGAAGAUCUUCCGCAGCUUGAACAACAGCGUGCAUGCCGACCCGGGCCUGUGGGGUUACAAGAUGGGAGACAACGGUGUGUUUGAGGGUGACUCUGAGAAGCCUUUUGAGCUGCACCUCGUUGGUCAGCUCAACCCAAAAUCACCAGUCGAGAUUCCCGAAUCGCUCAGGAACAUUAUCACGAUUGAUGAAAAGCUCAGCUACCCCGACUACUACCGGUUGAUUGCCGAUGCAGACAUUCUUAUCCCAGCGUUUGCCAGUCGAGGCACGCUGUACGACACGGCGAGCAGCACCAUUGCCGCGGCUAUCAUCACACGAACGCCUGUCCUCGUGAGCGAGCGCCACACGGCGUCAUAUACGUACAUCAAGGGACCUGCCGCCAUCUUCCGCAGGGUGAGCGAGGGCGCGAUCCCUGCGCUAGAGCGACUCCGCCGCAAUGGAGACCCGCGGAGCCCGCCAGACAAGCUUGGCCUCGAGUGGGACGAGUACGAGUCAAACAUCCAGCGCCAAAAUGCCGAAAUGUGGGUUCGUGUCCUCAAGGAUCAGAACCAUCGUGAGUUGUGGGGCAACUGGUGA